AUGGCGACAAACGCUCCUUCAACGGCAAACGGCCAGGCUCCCACCAAUGUUGACACGGGUCCUACUGUGGACACAAUCGUCGCUGCCCCCGUCAACGCCGUCGAAGAUGGAGACGAUGACGGCUUCACAGACACCGGGAGUGCCACCACGUCUUCAACUGCAUCAUUGACCGAAAGUGUCACCGAGUAUCGCCGUCUCCACGGGCGCACUUAUACGCAGAAGACGGACUAUUGGGGCCCAAACGAUGAGAAGCAAAACGAAGCCCUCGAUCUGAACCAUUAUUGGCAGACGCUGUUUCUUGAACACAAGCUGUUCCUGGCCCCAAUCGGAAACAAAUCUCACAAAGUCCUCGACCUCGGCACAGGAACCGGCAUAUGGGCCAUUGAUUUUGCGGAUGAAUUCCCCUCCGCCGACGUCACAGGCGUUGAUAUAUCACCAAUCCAGCCUUCCUGGACCCCUCCGAACUGCAAAUUCCAGAUUGAUGAUAUUGAACGGCCUUGGACAUGGCCAGUCGGGUUUUUCGACUUCAUCCAUGUUCGUAACCUCGAGGGAAGCGUCUCAGACUGGCCGAGGAUGUAUGAGCAGGCUUUUGAACAUCUCCAGCCUGGCGGCUGGUUCGAGAUCAAAGAGUUCGACUUCCAGAUCCACUCUCAGAAGUUCGGCGAUUCUCUCGAUAAAGACCACAUCUUCACGAGAUGGGCUGACGUUAUGUUCCCGGCAUUGGAACGCCUUGGCAAGACCGGAAAAUAAACCCGCAACCACGGCAUAGCGGACGCUCUGGGAGCGGCUGGGUUUAUCGACAUUGUGGAGAAGAGCUGGCCGGUCCCUGUCGGACCGUGGCCUGCAGACCCUGUGUUAAGGGAAGUCGGCAUUUGCAACCUCGAGUACCUCGACCAAUCCCUUGAAGGGUUCGGAACUUUCCU
Colletotrichum destructivum is the source of this 923-nucleotide messenger RNA. Its product is annotated as Putative S-adenosyl-L-methionine-dependent methyltransferase superfamily. Gene Ontology annotation, molecular function: methyltransferase activity. The coding region runs from base 1 to 750 and encodes 249 amino acids. Lineage: Eukaryota; Fungi; Ascomycota; Sordariomycetes; Glomerellales; Glomerellaceae. The transcript has 6 exons. The record is from RefSeq and is a predicted model, not a curated record.